Messenger RNA from Striga hermonthica, 2478 nucleotides. NCBI's taxonomy places the organism in Eukaryota, Viridiplantae, Streptophyta, Magnoliopsida, Lamiales, Orobanchaceae. The record is from the annotation of a GenBank genome assembly.
AUGGCGAAAGACGAUCACGCCUUGAAGCCUGUCUCCAGCCCGAAACCGGCCCAAAAUCCCGCCCCUCUCUCCGAGUCGAAGCUUUCUGAAGAAGCCCACAAUGCUAGCAAUGACAGUUCACCGGCGCUGUCAAAUGUGGAGAGUUCAGUAGAGUUCAUAAGGUCCGUCGCCGCGAAAAUCGCCGCGCAGCCGUUUCAAUUUUCCGAUCCCCAUGUAUGGGGCGUGCUCACUGCCAUUUCUGAGGAGGCCCGCAAGCGCCGCCAGGGAAUGAAUAUGCUUUUGACUUCUGACGAACACUGCAUUGGUCGGUUGGUGGAUGACGCUCGUUUCCAGAUCAUUGCACCUGCAGUUAGUGCUCUGCAUUGCAAGAUUUAUCGGAGGGUUGGCACUGGAGAUAUACAGCGAGGAUCAGAUAACUGUUUCUCUGUUUUCUUGAAGGAUUCUAGUACAAAUGGGACAUACUUAAACUGGAAGAAGUUAACUAAGAGUAGCUCUGAAGCGAAGCUAUGCCAUGGAGACAUAAUCUCAAUAGCUUUCGUUCCUCAACAUGAAAUUGCAUUUGCAUUUGUUUUUCGGGAAGUCCAAAAAUCCUCCUAUGUAACUGAUGGCAGUUCUCUGAAGAGAAAAUCAGAUGAAUACGGUGAUGAGAGCAAGAGAUUGAAAGGAAUUGGUAUAGGAGCUUCUGAUGGUCCAAUCUCUCUUGAUGAUUUUCGGAGUCUUCAAAGAUCAAAUACGGAACUCAGGAAACAUCUGGAAGAUCAAGUUGUAACAGUUGAAUCUUUGCGUGCUGUAAAUCGUGCAGCCAUUGAGAAGCAUGAAAUUGAAUUGAGGGAGUUGAAAGAAUCAUUUGCAAAAUCUUAUCAAAGUCAGCUCAGUCAGUGGAACCAGUCUUUGGAGGCUAAAGACAAGGAACUAACAGAGCUAAAUAAAACAUCAGCCGAGCAAAAACAUUGGAUUGAAGACCUUAACGAAAGUCUUGGUGCAUCUAUGCAAUCAUGUCUUGAAGCGAAUGAAAUAAUUAAUAGCCAGAAGGCUUCUAUAUCCAAACUGAAAGCUCUAUUAGAUGAAGAGCGUGGUCAGAGGAGAGAAGAGAGAGAGAAAGCUUCUCUUCAUAUGAAAGUGACAAUACAGAAAGUUCAAGCUGAGGCUGCAGAAGAAAUAAAGCGUGUCUCGGAUGGUGCUUUGAGACGAGAGAAGGAGCAACAAGAAAUGAUAAAUAAGCUCCAGGAGGCUGACAAGGAAAGGUGUUCAUUAGUGGAAACUUUGAUAUCCAAAUUGAAAGAUACAAGACAAAAUUUAGUCAACUCUGACAAUAAAGUGCGUCAGUUGGAAGGUCAAAUGCGUGAGGAGCAGAAAACUUUUGCUAUUACUCAAAAAAGGGUUGAAGAAUUAGAGCAUGAAAGAAAGAGACUGAGGAAAGAACUCGAGCAUGAGAAGGCAGCCCGGGAAGAAGCAUGGGCAAAGGUGUCUGCUCUUGAGCUCGAGAUCAGUGCUGCACUGCAGGAUCUCGAUUUUGAAAGGCGCAGAGUAAAAGCAGCCAGUGAGAGAAUUAUGCUUCGUGAAACUCAGCUUCGGGCUUUAUACUCCACCACGGAGGAGAUAUCUUCCCUGUUCGCAAAACAGCAGGAGCAGCUCAAAUCAAUGCAGAGGACACUUGAGGACGAGGAGAAUUACGAGACAGUUUCCACCGAUAUUGACCUCACCCGAGCUGCUUGCAAACGGGGCAAGGAGGCCUACAAGAGCUACGCCACUGCCAAUGACCGUGCUGAGUUGUCAAGCAACGAGGCGAGCGUGACCGAAAAACAUGAAUGCAGCAACAUUCGAAGCCAGGACGAAAACCGGUCCAACACGCAGGAAGUUGAGUUCGUGGGCCCAUUUAAGAACUCCCAUUGGAAUGCGAUCGGGACCGAGCAAAUUCCCGAGGGGUGCCCAGUAGAUACAGAGAAAGUUUUGGAGACCGAGAGUCAACACACCAGCUGGAAUAUUAAUUUUGAUAGUACAAUGCACGUAGAGGAAACUAUUGAAACAUCGGACCUUCAUGGAGAAAACGAAGUUUCUCAUUCGUCGGAGAGUAAAAAUGGUGUUGGUGGUGGGCCCGGCCACGACUCGAUUAGCUUGGUGGCCGAGAGUCGACACAUGGCAUCAAUCGAGCUGCUGUGUGCUGAUGCCGAGAGGAGGAGCCACGAGCGCCGGGCGUUGAGCGAGAUGAUUGGCAUUGUUGCGCCCGAUUUGAAGGAGCACUUCAGUCGUGCCGUGGGGAGUGAGGAUCGGGCGGCGGGGCCUGGCGAUGAUGUGGCGUCUGAUUCGGGUACGGAGGGGUGCGGUGACGAUGAUGAUGAUGUGGACAAGUGGGGUUGGGAAGUAGGUUUGGAUGACGUGGCGGGUGGUAGUGAGAAGGUGAUGUCUGAAGAUAGAAUGGAGGAAGAAGAAGAAAAAGAGGAAUAUGAAGAUGAUACUCAAGAAGAUUCGAUGGGGUAG